AUGCCUGCCGGUACGCUCGAAAUAACUAUUGUCGAGGGACGUCGUUUAAAGGAUAAAGAUACUGUCGGCCAGAGCGAUCCUUUUGUUGAACUUUAUACACAAAAAAAUUGUAAACAACGCACAAGAGCAAUUCCAAAUACACAUGAUCCAGUAUGGAAUGAAGUAUUUACAUUCAAUAUACAUCCAGAAGACGAUACAAUUCAUUUUGAUGUUUAUGAUUCUGAUGUUGGUGACAAAGAUUUAAUUGGACGUGGUAAAGUGAAACUUAGUAAAGUAUUUGACGAUGGCACAUUUGACGAUUGGGUCAAGUUACCUGCUCAUUUGGGUUUGUCUGUUCAUGGAGAAAUUCAUGUAAUCAUGAAUUUUACACCAUCGUAA
Messenger RNA from Rotaria sordida, 378 nucleotides. Lineage: Eukaryota; Metazoa; Rotifera; Eurotatoria; Philodinida; Philodinidae. The record is from the annotation of a GenBank genome assembly.